Messenger RNA from Carassius gibelio (silver crucian carp), 8624 nucleotides. Its product is annotated as A-kinase anchor protein 11. Gene Ontology annotation, molecular function: protein kinase A binding. Gene Ontology annotation, cellular component: cytoplasm. The transcript is spliced from 12 exons. Bases 201 to 5600 code for a protein of 1799 amino acids. Gene Ontology annotation, biological process: intracellular protein localization. The record is from RefSeq and is a predicted model, not a curated record. NCBI's taxonomy places the organism in Eukaryota, Metazoa, Chordata, Actinopteri, Cypriniformes, Cyprinidae.
UCAAUUGCAAGCUGAUCACACUCCCAUCAUUGUCUCUGCGCUCAACUUCUCCCAGCCGCCGCUCAGGUUUGAUUACUUUCGCCUGCUUAUCGACUUGUUUUUAUGAAAUGAACGGACGUAAGAGCAGCUAACUUAGCUGCUCACUGCACGGCUCAGUCACUACAAGGAGAGGAGAAACUCCUGUCCAGCACCGCAGCAUCAUGGAAGCCUGUUCACGGAUCAGAGGGGUCCCGUUAAAGAGCCGUGCCACCAUGAAGAAAGAGACCAUCCGUGAAGGCUCAAACCCGGGCCUGAAGAGCCUGUUGAAACACAAGAAGGAGCUCUGCAACGUUGUAGUUGAGCUGCAUAAUAAAGAACCACAGUCUCUAUCAGAAGUACAUUAUAUAUGCUUACCUAGUCAUUCUGAGGGGGAAGAUUUUACUCUACAGGCUCUGACUUCCCUCUCCACUGAAAUGAUGGAGUUGCUUAGAUCACUACAUGUAUACGCCCUUAAAGAUGAAGAGAUUCUCCUCCUCAAAGACCCCAAAAGGCCCUUUGAGAGAAAAGACAGUGUUUCUCAGGUCUGUUCAAGAGCUUUGUGCAUAUUGAGACAUAGCCCCACUCCUCAGAUUAGUGUUUGCAGCAUACUGGGGUUGUUGGCUCGGUAUGCAGCUGGGAUAAGGUAUGCACUGGAGUUGCAGGUUCUGCAGAGGGGCGCUUCAGAAGCUUGCCAAGCUGAGGAUGAUGACACCAAUCAGUCUGUCUCUUCUAUCGAAGAGGACUUUGUUACAGCUUUUGAGCAUCUUGAAGAGGAGAAUACAGGUGGCCAUAGUCAGAGGAGCCAAAGGGAUGUGGCAUCCCAGACUGUCCCCUCUCAUUUAAGAGAAUUAUCUGGAUCUCGCAUUAUUAUAAGUUCCAUACCGAGGAAGUCAGUGCGCAAGGAAAAGGCUGCUGCAAAAGUGUCAGAAACUGUCCUGAAGUCAACAACAUGGCCUGCAAGUUCAGGGAGCUCGUAUGCACUUAGCAGUCUUCCAAAGGGACACACUACUUCCACAUACCUCACAGAGUCAGAUGAGUCAGACUGCUCAAGUCCCAGCCCUAUUAUAUUCCUGGAUGAAGUUGGAUAUCAGAAGAGUCUUAAAGCAAAACUUGACAUUCCCAAGAUCCCCAUUUUAAAGGAUGGAGUAGAAGAUUCUGACUCAGAAGUCAGUGAAUUUUUUGACAGCUUUGAUCAGUUUGAUGAACUAGACCAGUCUUUUGAUUCCAAUAUCAAGGUCCUUAAAGAACAGCCCCUCCCUGGCCGAACAAAGAAGCUUGUUGACAACUCUGGUUGUAAAUUUAUAUCAAGGGGGUGUUCGACCACAGCAAUGAACCCUCAUAAGUUUGAUCAUAGGACUCUUCCAGCCAAUGUCAAGAAACCAACUCCACUUAAACCAGGAUCACUGUACGGUAUUCAUUCUGAUUCGCCAGAUUCCCAAUGGCCUGUGAGGACUCCCUGCGAGGAAAGUGGGCCGCUUUUCAGUCCAGUUUGUUCAUCUGCAUUUAGCCCACUGGGAGAAGGAGGCUCCUUAGAGUAUUUUUGGAAGACAGAUGGAGAUGGCUCAGAAUUGCAUAAACCACAGGACCUUUGCUCGCUGUACAAAACGUACUCUGAUUUUGCCAACAACCUGUCAAAAGAAAUACUUGGAUCGGUCUGUGGGUACUCCUCCCCUGUUGAUUUUAACAUUAAUAAGAACUUGAGCUGUGUGUGUCAUAAGGAGUUCAAAAACACUAAUGGGCAUCUAAUGAAGCUUUCAGACAUCCAGGAGACAGUCACCAUUACCAAAUCUCAAUCACAGUCUCUUAAGGAUGGGAUUCAGAAGUUUGCUACAGACUUGGUUGAAAUGAGCCUUGGAAGUGCCUUAAGAGACUUGCAGAAAGGUGUGUCCUCCUGUACCACUACACUUUGCCAUUUGGCUGCAAGACUGACUUCUUCAGUAUUUCAAAUGGCCUUUCAUGAGAUAGGUAUGCGCCAUGCAUAUGUGUUAAAAGAGCGUGCCAUAAACGGUCUAGCCAGUUUCCUAGUAGGAGAAGCCAUUUCUGGAGCCCUCAAAGAGUUCCUUUUUGUGAAAAAGCAGAUUUUCAACAACACCGUCACACGAUUUGCUGCAGAUCUGGCUGAGGAGUUAGUGUUUGAAGGUAUAAUGGAGGUUUGCCAGUUUUCACAUCCCUCAACUCCACUCACACCAAGUGACUGGUCGUUUGAGCAAGAGGAAGAAGUGGUUUCAUCCUAUGCCUCUGACCUGUCGGAGUCUGUUCUCCAAGAGGCUUUUAUAGAGCUAUCACAAGCUGAUGUGACUUUCACUACACAGGCAGCUAUCAGUGUGUCAGUAGACAACAUUUGCUAUGUGAGUGCUGAAGAUAGCUCUCUGAUCACAAAAACCUGCAGUGCGCAUUCAAGCUAUAUUGGAUCUCAGGCUGUCGCAGAGGCUGCAAAUCAAGAGCAGGAUGGUUGCACAGUGAAGAAAGCCUUGUAUUGUGUGUCUGGUAUGGCCAGUUGUGUUCCAGUUCCAAUGGCUGGCAAGGUCAUAUCCCAUGUGCAUCACCCAUGUGAAACUUCUCAGUAUAAAUCCAGUAUUGGUCACGUAUGUCAGACCAGUCCUAAAAGAACCAUUUGUUGCCAAGUGGAAGUGGGUUCCUCAACCUCAGAUUCCUCUGAAGCAACUCAGACUGAGUCAUCACCAGGUCCUGCAAGAAUCCAGGAUGCCAGUGGUGAGGAAGCUCUUGGCAAUCCAUCCGUUGAAAAGGAUUCCACCAAACCUUCGAUUGGAAAGACUUUUCAAAACUUCUCUGGGAAUAUGGUGGACACUAUAGUAGGGGAGGCAUUUGAUCUGAUGCAUUCUUCGACAAAAGUGAAGAAGAAAGUGGAGGAUUGUGCAGACUUUUUAAGCAAAACUAUAGCAGCUCGCAUAUCCACUCCAAGCCAUGGGAUUGUUAAAUCAAACGAUGCAUCGACUCCCUCUCAGGUUCCCUUUCACUUGGUGUCAAAGGGCUCUUGUGACCCAUCCUCCGGAAGUAUAUGUCCAGUCUCCAAGCUCACCCCAGAGGUCCGUUCUGUCGUGAAAAUGGACACAUUGGAAGUGCCCACUUUUGAAGUUGCCUCAUGUGGAGGUAGAAAAGUCAGUGCAGGUGAUUUUUCAAGCAGUAACUCUGGAAAAAAAUCGACUGAAAUCCCUAGCACUCCACCCUCAAGUCCUCAGCAGCCAUCGGACGAGUACAGUGAGAAACAGGUCAGACAGUUCUCCAAGAAGCUCAAAGGUACGCUCGCAAAAGAAUUUUUUCCUGCGACUCCUCCACCCACCCCUUAUUACCCCCCUGCCGCCGACACCAAAGAAGAAGGUUUGGUUUCAGACAAGGCUGAUUUCAUAGUGAAACUCAUUAGGUCUCUCUCUGAAGAAGCUGGCAGCAAUGAAGAUGAGGAGGAAGACCAGGAAGAUGGUCCUCACUCUGGAAACUGCCAGGCAGAGCUGAGCCCUAACAUCAGGAACAGAAUGAUCGAGAGGAGAGCACUCCAUUAUGCAGAGCGUUUGGCAUGCCACAUUGUUUCAAUGGCCACUGAGAUGGACACGCUAAGCUUUGGAGAUGUGAAGAAGCUGGUGGAUGAUGAAAGCAAAGGCAGUGUCGCCUUGCAUAGUGCACAGUUCUCUGAGCAGACUUUAAAUUCCUUGUGGACAUAUGCUGGAGAAGUGGCUGGAGAAGUCAUCAGUGAUGUCAAGAAGAUGAUGAGUUCAAACCACUGUCUUCAUAAAAUGCUAAAAAGAGGAUCUGUAAACUCUGCAGACAAACAUCAGAGUGGAGAGAGCCUUUUGGGAAGUUUGACUUGUCAGUGGCCUGGUGAUGUCCAAGUGAGUGGCAGUUCAAGUGGGAUGUCAUCAGAGUAUCCAAGUUGCGAGAGUGUCACUGACGAAUAUGCGGGAUACCUUAUUAAGGUGCUCAAGAAAGAGGGAGGCAACCGAGAGCUUAUAUUAGAUCAGUACGCCACUCGCUUGGCAUAUCGAUCUAUUAAAUCUGGCCUGGCUCAUGCGGCACGAAAAAUAAAGCAAAGAUCUCCUUUGAGACUUCAUUCCUCUAGGCGUUUGCACAGUGAUCGUAGUCCUGAUGUUUCCCAGUUUACCACAUCCAAGUCAUCCCAUGCUUCACUCAUUGAUGGAAAAGAUGGAUCGUCUUGUGAAUCCCUGCCAUGUGCUUGUCAAGACGGUCAAGACAUGAGCAGUAAUGAAUAUGUAGAACUUGUGAACUUUGCAGAGUCGCUGGCCUACAACAUCACAUGUGAUGUUACUAGAAAGCUGAGAAUGAGCUCUGUUAGACUGCCAAAAUCACUCACUGAUUCUUGCCUCUAUAGAAAAUCUACUGUUGAGGAUAUGCCAGAAAAUCUCAUUAAAAAUACAUUUUCAUGCUCUCUUCUACCUUAUACAGAAUCUAACAGGCUCUACCAUAGUACCAGCAGUUUGAAUGACGGCAAAAGCGACAAUGGUGUAAUACAAGUCAUUGAACAUUAUGCCAGGAAAAUUGUCAAUGACACAUUGGAAAUGACGCUGGGACCGACAUGUGUUCAGGCAGCGGGAGACAGGAGGGCACUUGAUCGCAAUUCCUUCACAGAAAAGCUGGCUGAGGCAUAUGAAGCUUGUCGAUACUGCCAAGGUCGAGACUGCAUGUUUUGCAGUAGAGAUGGCCGUCAUGGUUUCCAGGGAGUGAAAAUAAGAAGGCAACAAGAAUCAGAUGCAGUGACUGGGCUGGAAAUUCCUAGAAUACACAUUGAUUUGGAAAAGAGAGCUGCUUUUGCUGAAGAAAUGGUGUCCAGUGCCAUUGAGAAAGCCAAAAAGGAACUGAGCUGCACCAGUCUGAAUGCAGACAGUGGGAUCGGUCAUGAUGGCGCAAGCUUUGCAGAAAGUCUCACCACAGAGAUUAUGACAUCUGCAUUGUCCAACGUCUGCCAAACCGUCAAUCUUGGUACCUCCAGAAGAGAAGGCGUCAAUGUGACGGAGUCAACGGUGAGUCAGCAGCUCAGUUUGAGCGUUGGUGAUGACAGUCUUGGUAGUUGGUCCAAUCUGAGUUUUGAAGAAGACCACCCAGAUGAGAGCAGCAGCUUUCACCAUCUUAGUGACAGUAAUGGAAACAGCAGUAGCUGGAGCAGUCUGGGUUUAGAAGGCGAGGUUUAUGAAGAGCAUUUGUCCUUCUCUCCAUCAGACAGUGACGGCACUGAAGAGAAGGAAGCUGAGGCCAAAGAGGAUUCAGGCGGAGCAGUGCGAGUGGAGAGGGAACAUGGGCCGACAGAAAGAGCUCUUCUUGUGGUCAGUACAGACAUCCAGGGUCGAGCUGAGGACCCCCAGUUGACGGCUGUGCUCCAGUGGAUUGCUGCCUCUAUCGCUGAUCUGUCUUUAAUGCAGCUGAGCCAGUUCUCAGCCCAGGAGCUACAGCAGCUGCCGGCCGUGGCGCAGAGGCUGAGGGAGAGAGAGUUCAGGGUCGGUGACCUCCUGCAGGCUCUUCUGAGAUACUUUGAAGAACGUCGCUCUGAGGAAGAGGUCGGGGACACAAGGAACAGCCACAAGAGCCUCUUCCAGUGGCUUCUGGAGCAAGCGUAAAUCACCAUCACACUGACUCCUGUCAGCAGUUAAACAAUGAAGUUUCCUGUCACUUUACAGUGAUCUGCAAUGUAUCUGCCAAAUCUAGAGGCAUAGCCAGUGGAAUGUGUUUAUGUGUUGUGUAUUGCUUGUGCACCUUUGGCCACCCAGGGGGCACCAUAGAAACAACUGAAGUAAUCUAAGAGCCAUUCGUUCAAGUGUGUGUAUUGCAUGCCGUGACCGAGAGUAUCUUUUACUUGCUUUCACCUCUCUUUUUAUCAUUACAUUGUUUUCUUUAAAAUUAGACUGCAUAUCACGCUUUUGGCACGCCAUCACUGAUGCCUACCCGCAUUUUGCUUUCACACCCUGCCAAAAAACAAAAGACGGAUGGGUUUUAUGAGUUGGUUUCUUGUUAGGGAAUCCCCAUGGCUGCAGGAAAGCUUAUGUCAUCUCCAUACCUUUCCUUUACAGUGAUGUUUGCACUUGUCGAAAAGACAAGCAAUGCGAUCCAGUAGUGCUCCAGGUCACGAUUCAGAACACAUAAGAUAAUCACUUGGUAAUUAUAACAAACAACCCUGUUUCAGCACAUUUUUGCCAAAAAUACUUUGAUACCAGGCGUGACGGUUUAAAAAUAUAAUUUCACUGGUAAUUAGACAGAGAUAGUUACUGUUGAAAGAAUUCAUCAACAAGUAGUAAAUUUUUCAUUCACCUCUUGUGAAUCAUACAGUUAUUUCAGUGUGAUUAGCUAUUCAUAAUAGUGGAAAAUCAAUCAACUAUUUUAGAGUGUAAAAUUUAAUUGAGUUGUUUACAACAUAGGCUGCAAUAAUACUCCAUAUGAUCUAACACCCUUAAAGAAUAAACAAGUUUUAGUUCACUACAAAGUGAAGGGUCUUUGGUUGCCCGAUUUACAGGAAAAACAAAAACAUACUAUUUAACUUAGCUUAAAAAGCUGCUAAACAUGCAAACCCCUAUGCCAAGUAAGGAAACCAGCAGUCAGAUAUUGAACCUUACCUACAGGGGAGUUUUUUUCUCAUUUCCUCCUGGUGUUGUCCACUCAUUGGAAGUUACUGUGACGCACUGGUAGUGCAUUGCUAAAUGAGGACACAUCUGCAGUGGGUAUAUCUGAACUAGUCACCAUCUCUACAAUCUCUUCCAUGUAAACCUCUUACUCACUGCCUGACCUUUGGUGUGCACAACACUGAAUAUUGCACUUUACUGAGGAAUUGUCAGACAGGCCAUUCCCUAUAUCUCUGUUUAGAUUUCAAAAAAACACUCUUGUUAUAGCCAAGCAUAAACUAUAGAUUGAUUAACUUAUCAAGCCCUAAGGGACCAGUUGAAAGUGUUUUCUCACUGCAUUUUUGUGCUUAAAGGAAAAUCAUUUGUUUGCUUGCUCUCAUGGUGGUGUGAAUCUGUAUGUAUGCUUUUUAUAUUGGAACACUCCUGACAGGCUCAAAAAAACCCAAAAAAUUUAUCCAUACAACUUAUGUGCAGUAUUCGUAAAUGUAAAAGUUUUCUUGCAGUAGUUUUUGUAUUGAAAUUGAAAUGACCUAGCCAUCCAACAUUUACAAUUUUUUUCAUAAUGUUUGGUUAUUACACACAUAUCGUUGAAUUAAAUCUGCUUUGGCUAAGUGGAUGAUAAAGAAAAACUAAAUGUAUUAUGUGGCUUCAGAUAUCUUCUAUAUGGAAGCCUGUUUCCACCACUGAAUAACAAAUAAAAAAGGUAAUUGUGAGGGGUUUUUUUAAUCAGAAUUCUGACUUUUUUUUUAAUCAAGAUUUUAAGUUUACAUCUCACAAAAAAAGGUCAGAAUUGCGAGAUGCAAACUUGCAAAUUCAAGAAGAAAAAGUGGUAAUUACCUUUUUGUAUUUUUUAUUCAGUGGUUGAAAUGGGCUACCAUGUAACUUUUUUUGUUUUUUUUGUAUGAACUUAUGUUAUAUAGUGUAGCGAUUACAUUAAGAUUCAUCAAGAAGAAUUACUGAGGAAAAAUUGGAUAUAUGUUUGGAACAGCAAUGAGAGUGAGUAAAUAAUGACAGACGUUUAGGUCGUCUGUUCCUUUAAGUGUCAUAUUUAUGAAGCUUCUGAGAUUUGUUUUACUCGGAUACUGUUAUAGUGUGAUUCAAUGAUAAGAGAAGUUUACUGAGGCAAUGAUAGUUGUGAAGUUUGUUGUAUCUUGUGCUUUCUUUCCUGUAACAUGCAUGACGCACUUUCAGCCCAUGCUUCAUGUACUUCUCUUUACGCGUGCAUGGAUGUACUUUUCACUGCUGAUUCAUGAUCUUGUGCAUGGUUUAAAUCCGCUUAUGCUUAAAUAUGCUCACAUGACCUGCUACAAAAAAAAAAAAAAAAAGCAUUUCUGUAUUCAUGCUGUUGUGUAACAUCAGCGCUGCCAAAUAUGUUUGGAUCUGCACUCAAACAGUAUUUGUUUACAUUCUUUUGAAGUGUUUUAAAACCUGCCAUACACUGUGUCAGACAUUUUCACAUGAGAGCAGUAUCACCUUAAUCAUAAUGUGGGAGAGCGACGAAAGCUAAAUCCACAUACUAACAUUGACGCUUGAGUAGAUUUGAGAAGGAGUUGGCACAAGCACACCGUGACCAUCAGCGCUGCCUCAUUUUCAGUGGGAUUGUAUAUGCAUCUGUGCUCUUGCAGUUAUUGUAAACUUUAAUGCUGUAGAUGUUCUGCCCUUGUGUUCUUAUUCCCCUAAUUUGUGUGUACAUUCCUAUCUUUCACAAAUAAUUUGUUGCUAUUUUGUGUUAAAAGUAAGGCUAGAUGUAUAAUGCAGAAUACACUCCAUACUAAACAGAUGAAUAUUUUGUUACUUGUGCAGUGUUCCUCCAUCCUGUCUCAUAGUAUAAUUUGUAUAAUAUUGCCAAAUAAGAUAUUUAAUAAUUUAUGUAAGUAUUAAGUUGCAAUGGUGAAAACACUACUUGCCCCCCCCCCCCCACGCACCAUCCCCCCAAGUGAAGUUGCUGAUUAGUUUACACAUUUAAGCUUAAUGCACUACACCUGUACACUGUAAAAAGCUGUGGGUAAUAAAGCUUUUUCAUUUGAA